AGGAGGGGACCCGUGGUUUCCCUUAAUAAUAAUACCGAUUGAUCCAAUUCUCCUUAACUUCACCUUCCUUCGUAUAAUUCCUCCUCUUGCGUUCUGUUUUUCACUCUCCUUCAGAAUUUACCUCCGUAUCUAAACCAUGUCAACUUGCUCUGUUAAGCUGACAGAUCUCCUCGAUUUUGUGGAGAACCCAGAUGGCUCCCUCACCAGAAACAGUCCAUUUCCUGAAGUACAGCCGACGGAACAUACAACUCCAGAUUCCAAAGAACUUUCGCUCUCAAAAGACAUCCCUCUAAAUCCCAAGAACAAAACAUCCCUUCGUUUAUUUCGCCCUUUGAAACCCCCUCAAAAACUCCCUCUCAUUAUUUAUUAUCAUGGAGGUGGCUUUGUUCUUUACAGCGCUGCAACUCUUGCUUUCCAUCAAACGUGCAGUGACAUGGCUUCUCAUUUCCCUGCUCUCGUCCUGUCUGUUGACUAUCGUCUUGCCCCUGAACAUCGCCUUCCUGCUGCAUAUGAAGAUGCUAUUGAGGCUAUGAAGUGGCUCCAAAACCAAGUUUUGGAUAUCAACGGCCCUUGUGAACCCUGGCUUAAAGAAUACCUUGAUUCUUCAAGGUGUUUCUUGAUGGGCAUGAGUGCUGGAGGCAAUAUUGCCUACCAUGCAAACUUGCGUGCCUUGAAUAUUGAUAUCAAGCCCUUGGAAAUCAUUGGAUUGAUAUUGAAUAUUCCCUAUUUUUCUGCUGUCACCAGGACUGAAUCAGAGAAAAGGUUGAUCAAGGAUCCGGUUUUGCCAUUGGCUACUAGUGAUCAGAUGUGGGCCCUGUCUUUGCCUAAAGAUACCGAUCGUGAUCAUGAGUACUGCAAUCCGAUUGCUGGUGGGUCUCUUGAAAAGAACAAAAUCGAACGACUGCCAAGGUGUUUCUUCAGAGGAUACGGCGGGGAUCCGCUUGUUGAUAAACAAAAGGAAUUGGUGAAGAUGUUAGAGUCGCGUGGAGUGGACGUGGUUACAAAGUUUGAUGAGGAUGGCUUCCAUGCUGUCGAGGUUUUUGAUCCUGCAAAGCUCAGGGUCUUGUACGAUUAUGUUAAAGAGUUUGUUAACACUACUGUUAAAUGAUCAUAAUGUGCUGGCUACAUGAACUGGGAGUAAGGCGUUCGAUUGGUAGCAAGGGAAGAUUACUGGUCCUGCCAAAUCCACACAUGUUGGUUUGGCAAAGUUAAAGCUUUGUAAUGGAGUUUUCUAUUAUUCUAAUAAAUUGUGUAUGGAACAUGAUUUACUACUUCUUUCUCUGAAGCACCAAAUCAAUAUAAUAUCAUAAAUACGCAUAUAUUGGAGGUA
Messenger RNA from Populus euphratica (Euphrates poplar), 1330 nucleotides. Its product is annotated as probable carboxylesterase 8. NCBI's taxonomy places the organism in Eukaryota, Viridiplantae, Streptophyta, Magnoliopsida, Malpighiales, Salicaceae. Bases 137 to 1108 code for a protein of 323 amino acids. The record is from RefSeq and is a predicted model, not a curated record. Gene Ontology annotation, molecular function: hydrolase activity. The transcript has a single exon.